GUUCUCUUUGGCUAUUCAUAGUCCACUCACUUACAUACACACACACAUCCUCCUCCAUUCUGCCUUUUAAAAUAUGUCCUCCGCCGCCGCCGCUACCACCGUCGCCACCCAUAUAACCACCGCCCACACCACCACCACCACCACCACCACCACCACCCCUAUCCGUCUUUCCAAACACACCCUUUUUAAACCCAUAUCCAAAACCCAACCAAACACCACCACCUUAACCCACAAAACCCAUCCACCAAGAUCCUUCAAAAACCCACUUUCUCAACAUUUUGAAUCACACCCAGAUGAUCAAAAUCAAAACUUUAUCAUCUCCGACGACGACAAGCCCCGUGAAGAGUGCGGCGUCGUGGGUAUUUACGGUGACCCAGAAGCUUCACGUCUCUGUUACUUAGCCCUUCACGCGCUUCAACACCGUGGUCAAGAAGGUGCAGGUAUUGUCACGGCGUAUGAAGGUAUUUUGAAAUCUGUCACCGGCGUUGGUCUUGUGUCAGAAGUGUUUAACCAGUCAAAACUUGACCAACUUCCCGGUGACAACGCUAUAGGUCAUGUAAGGUACUCUACUGCUGGUCAAUCUAUGUUGAAAAAUGUGCAACCGUUUGUAGCCGGUUACAGGUUUGGGAGGGUUGGGGUGGCUCAUAAUGGCAAUUUAGUAAAUUAUCAAAGUUUAAGGGCUGAACUUGAAGAAAAUGGUUCAAUAUUUGGUACUAGUAGUGAUACUGAAGUUGUGUUACAUUUAAUUGCUAUAAGUAAACAAAGGCCUUUUUUUCAAAGAAUUGUGGAAGCAUGUGAGAAAUUAAAAGGGGCUUAUUCUAUGGUUUUUAUAACUGAAGAUAAAUUAGUUGCUGUUAGAGAUCCUUAUGGUUUUAGGCCUUUAGUUAUGGGUAAAAGAAAAAAUGGUGCUAUUGUUUUUGCUAGUGAAACUUGUGCUCUAGAUUUAAUUGAAGCUGAAUAUGAAAGAGAGGUUUAUCCUGGUGAGGUUUUGAUUGUUGAUAAAGAGGGUGUUCAGUCUUUAUGUUUGAUGCCUCACCCCGAACCGAAAUCUUGUAUUUUCGAGCAUAUUUAUUUUUCGUUACCAAAUAGUGUUGUGUUUGGGAAGUCUGUGUAUGAGAGUAGGAGGAAGUUUGGGGAGAUUUUGGCUACGGAAUCUCCUGUUGAUUGUGAUGUGGUUAUAGCUGUGCCGGAUUCUGGUGUUGUGGCGGCGAUUGGGUAUGCGAAUAAAGCUGGGGUUCCGUUUCAACAGGGGUUGAUUCGGUCUCAUUAUGUUGGGAGGACGUUUAUUGAACCGUCUCAAAGGAUUAGGGAUUUUGGGGUUAAGUUGAAGUUGUCGCCUGUUCGGGCUGUUUUGGAAGGGAAAAGGGUUGUGGUGGUUGAUGAUUCGAUUGUUAGAGGGACUACUUCAUCUAAGAUUGUUAGGUUGUUGAAAGAAGCGGGAGCUAAAGAGGUUCAUAUGAGAAUUGCUAGUCCUCCGAUCAUUGCUUCUUGUUAUUAUGGUGUUGAUACCCCGAGCCCAAAGGAGCUGAUAUCGAAUAGGAUGAGUGUUGAGGAGAUUAGGGAAUUCAUUGGGUCAGAUUCUCUUGCGUUUCUUGAAAUUGAUAGCUUGAAGAAGAUGUUGGCUGCUGAUUCCCCUAACUUUUGUUAUGCUUGUUUUUCUGGAAACUAUCCGGUGCUGCCUAGUGGUAUUGUGAAAAAGGUUGGUGAUUUUGUUGAUGAUGGAUUGAAUGGAAGUAUCGAUUCGAUUGAAGGGGGUUGGAUUCAAGGGUCAAAAGAUCAAAAUGAGAAAGAGGAUUUUGAUGUGAAUUAUGAAGGACUAGACAGUAAAGUUCCAGUUUAGUAAGAACAAGUUAAUCUUUUCUUUAUCCUUGUUCUUGAUUUCAUGCAAGAACAUAUGUUUUAAUGUCUUCUUUAAGAUGGAUUUUGGGUUUCCCUUACCUUUGAGUCUUUAUGAAACUGUUUUCAUCUUUAUAUGGUUUUAUGGAAAGACAUGAUCUAUGAAUAAUCUUACUAGUAUUCAGUUUGA
Messenger RNA from Erigeron canadensis, 2026 nucleotides. Its product is annotated as amidophosphoribosyltransferase, chloroplastic-like. Gene Ontology annotation, biological process: purine nucleotide biosynthetic process; purine nucleobase biosynthetic process. The transcript has a single exon. NCBI's taxonomy places the organism in Eukaryota, Viridiplantae, Streptophyta, Magnoliopsida, Asterales, Asteraceae. Gene Ontology annotation, molecular function: amidophosphoribosyltransferase activity. Gene Ontology annotation, cellular component: cytoplasm. The coding region runs from base 74 to 1840 and encodes 588 amino acids. The record is from RefSeq and is a predicted model, not a curated record.